GUGGAAAAUGCCAGUUGCAGUUGCAGUUGCAGUUGCGGUCAGCAGCCAUGUCCGCCAUGUCGCCCAAUAUCGGUGGCAAUUGGUUGUUGGUAUUGGCUGUUGGUGGUAGUAUUAUUGGUAUUGGUAUUCGUGGUGGUUGUGGCCGCGGUCAUCAUUAUCAGGAGCGGCCAAGUCGUGUCAAUCGCCCAUGUCGCCAUAUCUCUGUCUCUCCUCGCCAUGCUCGUCACACUCACAGGCCGCCUUUUACUCUCCGUCUGCCGCCUUCCACCUCUCGUUACUAUGUCCGAUAAUAUAACGCAGAAGCUGUCUGCUAGUACUCCGCAUUGUCGACAUGUAAAAGCAUUAUCAACCCGGGGGGGCCGUGCUCAAGACGACAACUCCCUCCGUUAGACUGAAAGCAAGAGCAGCUACGGAUACCUACACCUAUUAC
This is a messenger RNA of Aaosphaeria arxii CBS 175.79, 430 nucleotides long. RefSeq lists its product as uncharacterized. Lineage: Eukaryota; Fungi; Ascomycota; Dothideomycetes; Pleosporales. The record is from RefSeq and is a predicted model, not a curated record. Bases 48 to 290 code for a protein of 80 amino acids. The transcript has a single exon.